Molecule: messenger RNA, 354 nt
Organism: Pseudovirgaria hyperparasitica
Lineage: Eukaryota; Fungi; Ascomycota; Dothideomycetes; Acrospermales; Acrospermaceae
Product: rhamnose mutarotase
Exons: 1
Coding region: 1-354 (117 amino acids)
Molecular function (GO): racemase and epimerase activity, acting on carbohydrates and derivatives
Source: RefSeq, a predicted model, not a curated record
AUGACGACUCCGCAGACCAAACGCAUCGGACAAUACGUACACCUCAAGCCCGACUCGCUGAAAGCCUACAAGGCCUGUCACGCCGCGGUCUGGCCCGCCGUCCUUGCGCAGAUCCACGCCUGCAACAUCCACGACUACUCCAUAUACUACGACUCCAAGACGAACAUCUUGUUCGCGGCUUUCAAGUGGACAGGCACGGACUGGGACGCAGACAUGAAGGCCAUGGCGGAGAACAAAACGGUACAGGAGUGGUGGGAGAUGACGGAUGCGAUGCAGGUUAGCCCGACAGGAGCGCGGAGUAGCGUGGAGGGGGGAUGGUGGAGAGAGUUGGAGGAGGUGUUCUAUUUUGCUUGA